CGCCAUCUAGCGGUAAAAUGUGGAAAAAGGGGAUCGGUCGAAAUGUAACUAAGAAAGUUUUGAUAGAAUCCCUAUCGGAAAAUUUUCAAUAUGAAAAAAUUUCCGAUCUGCCUCGUGAUAGGAAUUGAUGGCAAAAAACCAGAAGUUAUUAUUGAAGGAAUAGUUGGUUAUCUGCCUCCUGUUUGUGAAGAUGGCAAAGGGUUCUCCUUCUAUCAGUGGGAUAUAACAAAUAAAUAUUACAAUGCAUCAAUUCAUUUGUGCCAGAUGACCACAAAAACAACUAUUGAUGAAGACUUUGCUGAGAAUAUAAAUGCUUCAAUAAUCUUCUUUGAUAGUGCUCAAGAAGAUGGAUUGAAAAAAGCCGAAGAGUGGAUUCCAUUUCUGAAUGAGUUCGAUUCUGGUGUUAAAAUACUUGUCUGUGAACAAUGCUCUAUUGAGGGAAAUACGAAACAUACUCCCAAGAUUGUUGCACAGCAGUGGUGUAUUCGGCAUGGGUUUGAACUAGUGGAACUCAACCCUCUUGAAAAACCAGACCCAGAAGACGAUUUUCCAGAAACCUUGGGAAUGGAAAGAAUUAUUCAAGCCCUUCAUGCUCAUUCAUGGCCAAACUUAGAAUUAAAAAGUGGCGACAAGAGCCGAAUAAAUCAUUUGAGCCGUUUGUUGCUGAGCGAAGACUCGGAGCAACCGUGUGACCACUCGUCGUCGGAAAAUAAUGCGGGAAGAGACCUGAUAGUUGAUCGUCAAAUUAGUGAAGGAAUCGAUUCCUUUGAGGAACUUUUUCAAGCAAUGUCCUUGAUGAAAAGUCAAGCCAGUAGUCUUCAAGGUGCUGAAAGAAAAGCAUAUGCUGAGAAAAUGACCAUGGCAUUUUGGCAAGCGAUAGAAGGAAGUCCAGACGAAAUCGAAGGACUCGAAUCUUCAGCAGAUGAGGAGUGAAAAUGGAAACCCUUUCGUUCUUUUCUGGACUCCUUUUUUGUUUGGUAUUUCUUCUCAUGUAUGUCAUUCUUUUCCUAGCUAUGCAAUCAUAAAGGAAAAUGGUAGAUCCGAAGCUGCUUUUAAACUACUUGUAUUUGCUGGAGCAAAUGUCACAAGAAGGAAUUGUAUGGAAACAAUUGUAUUUAAGUUUGUGAAUACCAUGUUAUGGUUGGCGAGCGGUAAGCCGUUUCUGAGUGAAAAAUGGAAAAUUUCACAUUUUGAAUUUCCUCAUUUAUCAUACAUGUUUAAAAUAAUCGCAUAAAGCUCUAUUAUUCACCCUUCCUCUUCUUUGUUUGACAAAAUAUUUGCUUUAAUGAUUGAUAAGAAAUCAAGAGGACGUCACGAACCUCGUAUUGCUGAACUUCUGUUUAAAUCCUUGGUCGCAAACAAUCAAGUGUACCAGCAUUUUACGAGUCUUAUAUGAUUCUUGCUUCAUGAAUUUUUCUUCGGAUAAAGCAUAGUAUACAUACGUGAGUAAUAUACAAAAAACGAGAGGAGUUUGGCUCGAAGGACGGAAUUACACGAUAAGAGUUGA
This is a messenger RNA of Daphnia magna, 1507 nucleotides long. RefSeq names its product alpha- and gamma-adaptin-binding protein p34. The transcript has 5 exons. The coding region runs from base 91 to 933 and encodes 280 amino acids. NCBI's taxonomy places the organism in Eukaryota, Metazoa, Arthropoda, Branchiopoda, Diplostraca, Daphniidae. The record is from RefSeq and is a predicted model, not a curated record.